AUGAUGCCUGGAAUAUUACCAUACAAUACGCCUCGUAAUAUAUAUAAUUUAACAAUAUCAUUGGAUACGAUUCAAAAUGAUGUGGAGAACAGCAGUAAAAAAAUUGUAAAUAAUAAUGGUGAUAUAGUUAGUACAGAGCAAGAUGUUGAAGUUUUAUUGAAUAUGGUGGAUGGAGGUGCACAACAGUCAAAUGAUCCAGUUUUAUCAGGUUACCACGGUUUCUUUUUGGUCUAUAAUAUAUUUCAGCCAACCAGUAUAAGUAGGAUGUUUGCAAAUUACGAAAGAAUCAGUCUACAUUAUAAAACUACUCCACCGAUUGUAGUGGGUGCCCUUUUUAAUAGCAGACUACAAAAGGAUACUCACGAUAUCUGUGCAACCAAUUUCAAACAAGUUUCAAUGUGGUGUCAAUCGAAAAACAUCUUUGAACAGAAUCAUUUCAUGGUUUCACCUAGUGAAAAUAUAAACAUAGUACAAGGUUUCUAUAAACUAUCGAAACAUGCCUAUCUCUAUAAGUUACAACAAGUACAACAAGAUUACAUUAACCAAACACAAGGAAAAGAUACUGUAUCAUGUUUAAUACAAUAA
Heterostelium album PN500 is the source of this 585-nucleotide messenger RNA. RefSeq lists its product as uncharacterized. Bases 1 to 585 code for a protein of 194 amino acids. The transcript has a single exon. Lineage: Eukaryota; Evosea; Eumycetozoa; Acytosteliales; Acytosteliaceae. The record is from RefSeq and is a predicted model, not a curated record.